CUGUGCUUGUAGAGCUGAGCUACCGCCGAGGCUGCACCAUCCACCCUGACAUCCCACUCACAAAAUGGACCAGGAGACCCUGGGAAGCAUUGUCCUGCUUGCCAUUGUUACCUUGCUAACUGUUGUCCAGAACGCUUUUUUUGCUUACAAACUGGAGCAUGAAAGCAAACACUGCAACAGCAAGGGGUUCCAGCGGCAGGGAUCAUCCUGCUUCGACCGUGUCUACACUGCCAACCAGAACUGCGGACAUGCGUACCCUACGUUUCUCGCUGUGCUUUGGUGUGCUGGCCUUCUCUGCAGCCAAGCUCCUGCUGCCUUUGCUGGCCUGAUGUACUUGUUUGUGAGGCAGAAGUACUUCGUGGGCUACCUCGGGGAGAGGACUCAGAGCACUCCUGGUUACUUGUUUGGAAAGCGCAUCAUCUUGUUCCUGUUUCUCAUGUCUGUGGCUGGAAUACUCAACUACUAUCUCAUCUUCUUUUUUGGAAGUGACUUUGAAAUACACAUUAAAACGAUAACCAGCGCGAUCUCUCCAUUGCUGCUCAUACCCUAAGUCCCUGCAGCACUGAGGGGGUCAGCACACUUAAUAUAUCCAUACCCAGAAGCUGCCAUAAUUCAACUGUUUAAGAAAUGAACCCAUAACCCAGUUAGAUUGCUGUAAAUCU
Messenger RNA from Pseudopipra pipra, 662 nucleotides. RefSeq names its product arachidonate 5-lipoxygenase activating protein (gene ALOX5AP). Gene Ontology annotation, molecular function: glutathione peroxidase activity; enzyme activator activity; leukotriene-C4 synthase activity. Gene Ontology annotation, biological process: leukotriene biosynthetic process. The transcript is spliced from 5 exons. NCBI's taxonomy places the organism in Eukaryota, Metazoa, Chordata, Aves, Passeriformes, Pipridae. The coding region runs from base 65 to 550 and encodes 161 amino acids. Gene Ontology annotation, cellular component: membrane; nuclear envelope; endoplasmic reticulum. The record is from RefSeq and is a predicted model, not a curated record.